This is a messenger RNA of Alligator mississippiensis (American alligator), 5324 nucleotides long. It is a transcript of the gene GOLGA1, whose product is annotated as golgin A1. The transcript has 24 exons. The record is from RefSeq and is a predicted model, not a curated record. Gene Ontology annotation, cellular component: Golgi apparatus. NCBI's taxonomy places the organism in Eukaryota, Metazoa, Chordata, Crocodylia, Alligatoridae. The coding region runs from base 433 to 2946 and encodes 837 amino acids.
GGGCAAGGGCCUGCCUGCCUCCCGGUGCCUGAGGCGGCUGCGAGGGGGCCAGGCCUGGGUCUGACCCGGGUUGCGUCCCCAUUUGCAGGCUGCAGCAGCGCUAAGGGAAGCCGUGUGGAAAGUCAAUAACAUGCCUUUCUGAUGAGGAGCCGGCGCGCCUCGCCCGCCACCGCCCGCACGUAUCCGGCACAGGCGACUGGGCUGAGCCUCCGCUUACGAACAGGGACUCGCGGUUUGGCCCCGUUGAGUAGGCAUGUCGCGGUGGUGAACUCUUCGGGAUUAGACCUGCGUUUGCGAACGGGACGUAAAACUAAAUCUUGACUUCUGGAAACUUUUCACCGAGCAGCCGCACCGCGUUAACGGUUUCAUUCGGAGUAGCCGCAUCGCAAAACAGCGCUUCCUCGGGUGCUCGAGGACUUCAGCUUCAAUAAAAUGUUUGCAAAACUGAAGAAGAAGAUAGCGGAGGAGGCGGCUAUUGCUCCUCGGCCAGGGGGGGCGGCCAGGAUUCCUCGAUCCGUCAGCAAAGAGUCCAUCACGUCGGUGGGAGCAGAUUCAGGAGAUGAUUUUGCCUCUGAUGGAAGCAGCUCUAGAGAAGAUCUCUCAUCCCAGUUGUUUAGACGAAAUGAACAGAUACGGAAACUAGAGGCUAAACUAUCUGAUUAUGCUGAUCAGGUCCGAAACUUGCAGAAGAUAAAAGAGAAGCUUGAAAUUGCAUUAGAAAAACAUCAGGAUUCCUCCAUGAAGAAAUUUCAGGAGCAGAAUGAGGCUUACCAGGCCAACAGAGCUAAGAUGGCUGAAGGAAUGGCUUUGGCAUUGGAAAAAAAGGACCAGGAAUGGACGGAAAAGUUGGUUCAAGUUGAACAAGAGAAAAAACUGCUUGCAGCUCAGUUACAAGAAAUGAGGGAGCAGAGUUUGAACCUUUUCCAAAAGAGAGAUGAAAUUGAUGAACUGGAGGGCUUUCAGCAGCAAGAAAUAGCCAAAGUUAAACACAUGCUCUUGAAAAAGGAAGAAUCUUUGAGCAGAGCAGAACAGGAACUAGAGGCAUGUGCUCAAGAGCUGACCUAUGCUAAAGGUGAACUGAAGGUCACAAGCAGCUUGUCUUCAGGCCUAAGGAGCGAGCUACAAGAUUUGCAGAAGCAGUAUUCAGAACUGGAAGCACAGAGGGAUGGACUAUUGACAGCGGAAGCAAACGCAGAAAAUAAGAUCACUGCCCUGGAGCAGAGAGAACAGGAGCUACAAAACUUCAUUCAGCAGAUAUCUGUAGACUUGCAAAACGCUCGAGUUGCUGCCUCUAGCUGUGAAAAAAGAUUGGAGACUUUACAGAUGGGUCAUGAAUCUCUUAAAUUGGAAUAUGAGCAACAUAAGCAAAAGAUGACUGUUGAAAUCGAUGAGAAAAACAAACUUGUUGAACAUCUGCAAGAAAAAGUGUCUUCCUUGGAAAAGAGACUAGAAAGGAACCUUUCAGGUGAUGAGCACGUUCAGGAGCUGCUGAAGGAGAAAACUAUUCUGGAGCAGAAACUGGAUGACACCAGACAGCAACUUUUGACAGCUAGGACCAGUCACUCUGAGACAUUGAGCCUAUUGGAAACUCAGGUCACAAAACUGAAGAGCAAAGAAGCUGAUAUGCAGGCCUUGCUCAGGGAGAGAGAAGAGUGUGUGAAGAGUCUUAAAGAAAGCAGUACAAGCCAGCUGAAAAAACUUGAACAAGAACUGCAGCAUGCAAAUGAAGAAUUACAGAAGAGCAAAGAAGAAAUUGGUGACAAGGAUCUACAGAUUCAAAACCUGCAAACAGAUCUAGAAGUUGACAGCAGCAGACUAGAACAGCAGAUGUCAACUGUCAAGCAUCAGUGUGAAGAGCGAGUUAGCAGGCUGGAGUCUCAAAUAGCUGCCCUUGAAACUGCUCGGGAGUUUGAUAAAACUGCUGCCCACCACAAGAUAAAUCAGUUGGAACAGGAAAAGGAAGCUUUUAUAGAAAGCAGAAAAGAAUAUGAAAGUUUAUUAAAGACACAAGAGUCUGAAUUCGAAAGACUGAAGGGGGAAUUAAGCAGCAGAGAAACUGUCAGCACUGAAAUUGCCAAAGCAUUGGAAGAAACACGGAAACAAAGGGAGGAAUUGCAACAACAGGUUGCAGAUUUGACCCUUUUGAUCAAGGAAAAGGACCAGCUAAUCAGUGAAAAAACUGAUCUGCUUCUGAAGGAAGAGGAGAAGUUAAAUCAACUUAGUCAAGGUCAUGAAGCUGUCAUGCUGCAGGUGGACCAGCUGCAGUCUGACCUUGAGGCAAAUAAGAACCAAGCUGUGGAGAGGGAGGAAAUGGCAGGAAAGCAGAUCAGUGCUUUGAAGCUGCAGAUACAGGAGCAACAAGAGCGCCUGCUGGCCAGCGAAAAAAGUAUUUCAGCAUUAGAGGAAGAAGCAAGAGCCCUGAAUAAGCAUUUGCAGCCUCCGGAAGACAGGGCGACGGAACAGAAUGGGGAAGUGGCAGCUGCAGACAUCGUGGAGCUUCAGAGAGAAAACAGAGACUUGGAGCAGCAAAUUGCUGAGAAAAACAAGAUGAUAAAGCAGCUCCAGCAGAGAAUGGCAGAGCUCAAAAAGACCCUGCAGAAGGAGCUGAAAAUAAGGCCUGACAAUGAGAUCCCAGAAGUGCGUGAGAAGCUGAAUUCUGAAGUGCCUAGUGCUGCCGUGACUGUCACAAACAAUUCAGAUUUAAAUGAUUCCCGGGAGAUCAACUUUGAAUAUCUCAAACAUGUUGUGUUAAAAUUCAUGUCCUGUCGGGAAGCUGAGGCAUUCCACCUAAUUAAAGCUGUGUCUGUGCUACUUAACUUUACGCGGGAGGAAGAGAACAUGCUCAAAGAAACCUUGGAAUACAAGAUGUCGUGGUUUGGGUCAAAGCCAUCUCCUAAAGGCAGUAUCCGGCCAUCCAUCUCAAGCUCACGGACACCAUGGUCUUAAGAGAAUCUGAAAAUGGGCAGUCAGCAUCUAACCACUUUUUUCUGUGAAAAGAACACUGCGCACACCAGUUCAGGUGUGUCUUAAUAACUGUCAUUGCAGUAUUUUGUACAAGAAUUUUGACACUGUUUACAGUAUUGUACAAGAAGCAUCCUUCACUGCAAACACAAAUGUUUCCUCUAGGGUGGAUUCAGGGACUUUGGGUCAGACUGUUAGCCAUGUAACAGCCAGCUCCUUCUGCUCAUCAGUCCUGGCUUGUGGCACCAAAGGAUUAUACUAAUUUCAUUGAUGCUGGUGCUGGCAGUUCAGGCUACUCCUGUGUGCAUCUGUCAGGAGGGAAUUCCAGCUUCUAUUGUGAAAUGCUAGAGCUGCACAUGUCUAGGUACUGUAAAGUUUCCUCUUCUCACUGUGGAAAGCUGGCAAAGUAAGGGUGUUUGCAGUACAGUGUAUUCAAUUCCAGACAGUUUGGAAAGCCAUUCAAAAACAGGAGCAGGGGCUUUUAACCAAAAUCAAACAAAAAGCCUGCCUUGCUUUGUUAUCCUGACCUUACAGUAGUGAGCAUUUGUUCAUAUCGCUGUGUAAUUUAAGGUGCAUAUAUCCUGGCCUGCAGUCCUGAAGACUGCACUGACAAAUAUUUAAUUUCAGCAAGAGAGAGAGAGAGAGCACAACUUUAGAGUUGUCUGGUUUUACUUUUCUUAAAGAAAAUAAUAUUUAAAAUGGUCUUAAUUGCAGUACCUAGUACUCGGUUGGCUUUUAAAACUAACGCGCUAGUUUAUGCUGUAGGUUGUUAGUAUUGGGAAGAGAGGUAGUAAACCAUUUUAAAUACUUUUUAAAGUUGAAUUUGUUACUGUAAAACACAUUAAAAAUAUGAACUCCAGCAGUUAAGAAAAAAUAUCCUAAUGAUACAAAGGGUAAAAAGAAGUUGGUACAAAGUAUCGUGAUUUCCCCCUCCCCUCGCCCCCCCCUUUUUCAAUCAGCCUCCCUUUCUAGCAGUGUUGGCUUUAUGUAUUUCAAAUAGUUACACUUAACAAUAACUACACUUUAAGUUAAGGUGGUGGGGGCUACUAACUCUUACCUGUCAUGCUAAGUGAUAAAAAAAAAUUACUACUUUUUUUUUUUGUAAUAAUGGCAGAAUUUGUCUUGGCUCCAAUAUCCUCCUUCUGUGGUAGGAAGAACAGUUUGAGUUGUGACCUGCCUUGUAAAAGUUGAGAGCAGAAUUUUGCCGUUAGCCUCUAACCAAAAACACUGGAUGAAAACUAGGAAGCAGCAGUCAGUUUGGCUUUUAUGUUCUGAAAAAAAUGGUAUUUACAAAAACCCCUAUGUAUUAUAUACAGAGAAUUACUAUGGUCUGUAAGUGGCAGGCUGCAAUUUCAGUUGUCUUUUACAAAGAGGCUUGUGGGUAUUGCUGAGUGACAGUAUUUUUUAUCAGAUAAGCCUUGAAGAAAAUUCAGCAUGUCCAGUUUAAGUACUUGUUUCUCAAGAUGUUCAUUAUGUUAAUCUGAACCUGUGAGGGUGCUACUAGGGGUAAGGUCUGUGAAUGCUGAGAGUAAUUGCCACUGCAGUAGCAUGAAUCGUGCUCGCAACUUUGCUACAUUUCUUAAUGAGAUAAAAACAACAGGAUUCUUCUGGUAGGCUUUGCUCUAAAACUUACGCUUAUCUCCAGUGUCUCAGUGCCCAAGGCACUAACUCCACAGCACAGGUAUGGAGAAGUUAACUUGCAGGAAGAGCACAGAGACCCAAUUACCAAUGACAGUCUUAAGUGGUGAAGACCUGCAUCUUUCUUCUGUUCCCAAACAGAGCAAUCAGAGCUAUACCCCAAUUUCAUUUUACCUCCUGGAACAGAGUAAAAAAAUGUAGAGAUGAAUACUGGUAUACAGUAUGAAUACUUCAUACUGGUAGACAAACACUGCCACCCUAGGUCCAAUGUCUGCAAGAAGAGGCUAAGUUCCAGCUACUUUCUUGACACUACUUUUCUUGAAGCUUUUAUAUGCCAGCUGGCUGCUGAGAAUUUGGAGUCCUUCAGUCUGAACCAGGUGGUGGAGGCUGGAUCCUAAAAAACACAGUGCACUUACUGAAUGAAUAGCACAGCUUCGGUUUAAGACUCUUGAGUUCUUAUAAAAAUACCUUGCCCUGAGCAAGGUUUCUUGUAUUGAAUUUUCUGUAGAGACCAGAGCAGGAAUGGUGUAUAUAUUCAAGAGUUAAUGCACUUUUCUUUGUAUAAAAGCUGUGAUAUAUUCCUUUCUAUGAACAUUUUGCCAUUGGAUCUUAACUUCUUCUUUCAAGUUGUAAAUAUGGAUUGUAUUAUGGAACACUGAAAUAAUUGCAGAGACUUUGUGGUGCAAUAUACUUUUGAUUAAAACUCUGGAUUUCUUUCUCUUCAA